AACGGGUCAUCAAGUUAGGAGGCGAAACAACGACAUCAGUCAAGAGUUUCCUGGCUACUGUCUGAGUCAAUUAUUGCCAGACGCCGGUAUUUUCGCGGUGGUGAGGGUUUCUGCUCAGGAACAACAUUCACAGUGAUGUUUCCCCCCAUGACAGGACCUGCGAACAAAGUGUUGACACCGCCUGACACAUUCACAGUCAUUUCGUUUUGUGACCGAGUUGUGGAAGUCGCACAUGGCGCGGCCAAGCCAAAGGUGCCGAUCGGUGGGACAGGAUAACACAAGGCAGGAUUGAAGGAACUGAAACUGGGUCUAGUUGUAUCUGACAGAACUCGGGAGAUGUCACGAUGUUGCUGUUCAUUUAGUUUACUGUAAUUGUUUAUUGAUUGCAUGUUUUUGUGCCCCGAAAGCUGCAUUAUUUGAUUGGCAGGGACGUUGCAGUCUGACAGUUUUUGAAUCAGAUAUUUCCUUGCGCUGUGGUUUGUAAGGCGUUUGGAUGUUUCGAGUGCUGCCAACAUAUUGUGCGUUUGGACCAAGAGUGUUUGUCGAAAUGUAAAAAGGAUCAUUUGGUUCAUUAUAAUCAAGCGGACGUUUUGCUGCAUACACCUUGUAGAUUUUAACAACACACCUAUCAGGAUCCUCAAGAUUUUCCCACAUUUUGGGAGUAACAUCCCGGAUAUCCUUUGGAUUUGUACCUGGACGUGUCUUGGUUUGUUUUUCAUUGAAAGUGAGAAACUCCAACCCGUUUGAAUCACGUUUCAACAACACAUCUCCCCAACACAUGGAUCGAUGCUCGUCCCCACCCCUGAGGCCAAAGUGGACUGUGUUGUGAAACCACAAUGUGUUUAUGAUUGCAUGGGGAGAGUGUGCGCCAAACUGACCCGUUUCCCAAAGUUUAUUCACUUCUUCGUCGGAUAACGGAUCUGAUCUGUUGGACUGAAGACGUAGCGGAUGCAAUGAAGGGGAGACUAGUGGUGGUGGUGAUGCUGGCCGGUGUGGUGCUGGGGGCACUGAUCAUGAGUCAACACUUACAGGUCAACAUGAAAUCAGGUGUCAGAGUGGUGGAAAAUGACCUCAACCACAACACGCCGCUGGAAGAACCCCGGCGACACGACCAGGUGAACAAGAAAGCAGAUAGUGUUGCGGUGACGGAAAAUGACCUCAACGACAAAACGCCCCUCGGAGACAUUCGACGACAAGGCCAGAUUAUCCUGCCGGACAAAGCUGCUAUAGACAAGUUGUCAGCCGCCGCGGUGUUUCGGACCUACCACAGUUACCUUGACAACGUAGACAUAUUGUGCUCCCGGAAGCUGCGGAUGGGAAAUCUGGGAGACGGAGGCUGGGAAAUAUGUGAUGACAGAGAAUAUCGUCCCGUAAAGCCUUGUAUUGUGUACUCCUUUGGCAUCAACUUUGACUUUACUUUCGACGAUGAUACGGCGAAAAACUACGAGUGUGGCGUAUUUUCGUUUGACCCAAGCAUGAAAAAAAACAGCUACCAGAGAUCAGCGCGUGUUCGUUUCUUGAACGUAGGCAUAGACCGGGAGAACACGGUGAACGGACAACACUGGGAAAUGCACACCUUGGGCCGAGUGAAGGCCAUGCUCAAUCACCAGGAGAAAGUCAUCGAUGUUCUUAAAAUGGACGUCGAACGCUCUGAAUGGAGAUCCCUGCCGGAAAUGGUGGCCUCGCGGAAUCUCUCCUCUGUCCGACAGUUGCUUGUAGAAUACCAUGGGAAGUGCACGGAUCGAGACGCGUGCAUACCGAUGCUGAAGGUGCUAAAGGAUGUACAUGAUUUGGGAUUCAGGAAAUUUUAUGUUCACAAAAAUCCUGUAUGCCAAAUUAAGUCGUCUUUGUUUCCCGUUGUACGCACACAAUGCUAUGAAGUUCACUACAUAAAUACCAACCUAAAAGUACAUUAACAUUCUCUGUCAUAGAUAGACACUGUAUGUUGGACUGACAAGUGUUUGUUGCGGUCAACUUACGACAAGACAGACACAGCAGCUACAUAUUAUGACGUCUGCAUUUCUAGGGUGCCGAGACUUCUGAACAGGUACCUUUAUUCAAAUGUCACAGCUAAAAAACACUGUCUACUUCUUUAACAUCACGUGCCGGGUGCCAUGGGUAGAGCAGGGCAUACUUGCCACCUCUCCGACACCUGGUGUCAUCAAGGACUUUCAAGAAUACACGCAUAUCAUGUUCACCUUUUUUGUCUUUUACGCUCUUUACGCCCAAUAAACUUGUUCGGUCAGA
Haliotis rufescens (red abalone) is the source of this 2247-nucleotide messenger RNA. RefSeq names its product probable methyltransferase-like protein 24. Bases 954 to 1916 code for a protein of 320 amino acids. Lineage: Eukaryota; Metazoa; Mollusca; Gastropoda; Lepetellida; Haliotidae. The transcript has 9 exons. The record is from RefSeq and is a predicted model, not a curated record.